GGUGAGGCUGGACGACAAACAUGUUUCCAAAAAACAGCGGAAGGCUCUUGACGCCCAACUGGUACAUAUCAGUCCCGAUGAGAAGAUAAUAACAUUUUAUCAUUCAAAGGCAAGCCCAGAAGGCUCUCGCGAAAAGCCGACGAUUAAAAUGCGCCAAUUCAUUCGCCGGGAGCACCUAGUCUUCUAUAGCCUUGCCGUUAGUGACGACCGAGAGUAUCACUUCAACCCACGUUGGAAGUACACUGAAAACCGACCCGCGCCUACACCUACACCCACAACUCUUCUGACUUCUUGUUUGAACGUUGUUUGCGAUGAUUGGGACAAGCUCCUCAACUGCUAUAAGCAACUGUUGUCCGACGCAAGCAAACAGAUCUUGAGUCAAAGCGAAUUGGAUUGUCAACUCUUCAUUCGGUCCUUGGUAUCCGUUGCCGAUAUAGCCACCAGGCUAGAGGUCGCGCAACGGGAGCAAUGGGGGAGCAUUGAGGCCAUGUGCAAAGACGGGAGUAUGCCGAAGUGGCAACGGCGCCUACACAACGAGGACACAACGGCAGAAGUACGAGAAGGGAACUCGAUCGAGCUGGGAAGCGACGACGCAACGCGGGUACGAAAAGCAGGCUCUACCGACUUGGAGAAAGCACAUGGACGUCUUAAAGGUCUCGCUGAGAUCAUAGACACCAAUUUAAGCAAGAGAGUUGAUGUCUUAAUUCAAAGGUCAUCCAAUAUCGUGUCCAUCGACGAGGCGUACAAAGCUAGGGAACAGAAUGCGAGCAUCAAAAGACUAUCAUGGAUUACAUUCAUCUUCUUACCAUUGCUAUUCGUAUCGAGCUUGUACGGGAUGAACGUCGAUUUGCUUGCAGACAACCCCCAAUGGACUACAUAUUUCUACAUUGCGGCACCGGUAUUCGCGGGCGUAAUGUUAGCGGUGGUUUUCCUAAAGAAUGUUCGGAAUUCAAAGCAACCAUCCACAUCGAGGUUCUUGAAGCCCAUGUCGAAACUUAUUACAACGGGAUUGAGGUUAGGAAGAAAGACACAGAUUCCUGACGAGGAAAACCAAAUACAACCUUCCUCAGCCGUGAACCACAGGUAUAGAGUACCAUUCGUUCACGCUAUCAGCUCACGCCACAGCGGAAUUGUUCGGGAUCUCUUAAGUACUAACGCUGUGGAUGUGAACUGGAACGACGGCAAAAUGACAGCAUUGCAAUAUGCAGCGAGCUAUGGCCACAGUGAUAAUGUGGAAAAACUUUUAGCAAUGGGCGUUGAUGUGAACGCAAGUCCACAAAAGGAGGGUGGAAGGACCACGCUUCAGGCAGCAUCGCAAGGAGGCCACCUUGGAGUGGUGGAUCGACUCUUGGAGGAGGGGGCCACUGUCAACGCAGAUCCAGCAAGUCGUUCCGGAAGAACCGCCCUACAAGCAGCAUCGGAAGGAGGCCACCUUGAAGUGGUGGAUCGACUCUUGGAGAAGGGGGCCGAUGUCAACGCAGAUCCAGCAGGUCAUUCCGGAAGAACCGCCCUCCAAGCAGCAUCGGAAGGAGGCCACCUUGGAGUGGUGGAUCGACUCUUGGAGAAGGGGGCCACUGUCAACGCAGAUCCAGCAGGUCAUCCCGGAAGAACCGCCCUACAAGCAGCAUCGGAAGGAGGCCACCUUGAAGUGGUGGAUCGACUCUUGGAGAAGGGGGCCGAUGUCAACGCAGCGCCAUCAGAUUGGCACGGAAGAACUGCCCUACAAGCAGCAUCGGAAGGAGGCCACCUUGAAGUGGUGGAUCGACUCUUGGAGAAGGGGGCCACUGUCAACGCAGAUCCAGCAGGUGAUUCCGGAAGAACCGCCCUACAAGCAGCAUCGGAAGGAGGCCACCUUGGAGUGGUGGAUCGACUCUUGGAGAAGGGGGCCGAUGUCAACGCAGAUCCAGCAUAUGAUUACGGAAGAACCGCCCUACAAGCAGCAUCGGAAGGAGGCCACCUUGAAGUGGUGGAUCGACUCUUGGAGAAGGGGGCCGAUGUCAACGCAGCGCCAGCAUAUUGGUACGGAAGAACCGCCCUACAAGCAGCAUCGGAAGGAGGCCACCUUGAAGUGGUGGAUCGACUCUUGGAGAAGGGGGCCACUGUCAACGCAGAUCCAGCAGGUCAUUCCGGAAGAACCGCCCUACAAGCAGCAUCGGAAGCAGGCCACCUUGGAGUGGUGGAUCGACUCUUGGAGAAGGGGGCCACUGUCAACGCAGCGCCAGUAUCUUAUUCCGGAAGAACCGCCCUCCAAGCAGCAUCGGAAGGAGGCCACCUUGGAGUGGUGGAUCGACUCUUGGAGAAGGGGGCCGAUGUCAACGCAGAUCCAGCACGUCAUUCCGGAAGAACCGCCCUCCAAGCAGCAUCGGAAGGAGGCCACCUUGGAGUGGUGGAUCGACUCUUGGAGAAGGGGGCCACUGUCAACGCAGAUCCAGCAGGUCAUCCCGGAAGAACCGCCCUACAAGCAGCAUCGGAAGGAGGCCACCUUGAAGUGGUGGAUCGACUCUUGGAGAAGGGGGCCGAUGUCAACGCAGCGCCAUCAGAUUGGCACGGAAGAACUGCCCUACAAGCAGCAUCGGAAGGAGGCCACCUUGAAGUGGUGGAUCGACUCUUGGAGAAGGGGGCCACUGUCAACGCAGAUCCAGCAGGUGAUUCCGGAAGAACCGCCCUACAAGCAGCAUCGGAAGGAGGCCACCUUGGAGUGGUGGAUCGACUCUUGGAGAAGGGGGCCGAUGUCAACGCAGAUCCAGCAUAUGAUUACGGAAGAACCGCCCUACAAGCAGCAUCGGAAGGAGGCCACCUUGAAGUGGUGGAUCGACUCUUGGAGAAGGGGGCCGAUGUCAACGCAGCGCCAGCAUAUUGGUACGGAAGAACCGCCCUACAAGCAGCAUCGGAAGGAGGCCACCUUGAAGUGGUGGAUCGACUCUUGGAGAAGGGGGCCACUGUCAACGCAGAUCCAGCAGGUCAUUCCGGAAGAACCGCCCUACAAGCAGCAUCGGAAGCAGGCCACCUUGGAGUGGUGGAUCGACUCUUGGAGGAGGGGGCCACUGUCAACGCAGCGCCAGUAUCUUAUUCCGGAAGAACCGCCCUCCAAGCAGCAUCGGAAGGAGGCCACCUUGAAGUGGUGGAUCGACUCUUGGAGAAGGGGGCCACUGUCAACGCAGCGCCAGUAUCUUAUUCCGGAAGAACCGCCCUCCAAGCAGCAUCGGAAGGAGGCCACCUUGGAGUGGUGGAUCGACUCUUGGAGAAGGGGGCCGAUGUCAACGCAGAUCCAGCAGGUCAUUCCGGAAGAACCGCCCUCCAAGCAGCAUCGGAAGGAGGCCACCUUGGAGUGGUGGAUCGACUCUUGGAGAAGGGGGCCACUGUCAACGCAGAUCCAGCAUUUGAUUCCGGAAGAACCGCCCUACAAGCAGCAUCGGAAGGAGGCCACCUUGGAGUGGUGGAUCGACUCUUGGAGAAGGGGGCCACUGUCAACGCAGAUCCAGCAUUUGAUUCCGGAAGAACCGCCCUACAAGCAGCAUCGGAAGGAGGCCACCUUGGAGUGGUGGAUCGACUCUUGGAGAAGGGGGCCGAUGUCAACGCAGCGCCAGCAUUUUAUUCCGGAAGAACCGCCCUACAAACAGCAUCGGAAGGAGGCCACCUUGGAGUGGUGGAUCGACUCUUGGAGAAGGGGGCCACUGUCAACGCAGAUCCAGCAGGUCAUUCCGGAAGAACCGCCCUCCAAGCAGCAUCGGAAGGAGGCCACCUUGGAGUGGUGGAUCGACUCUUGGCGAUGAGGGCCCGUGUCAACGCAGCACCGGCAGGAUGUAGAGGAAGAACAGCCCUACAAGCAGCAUCGGAAGGAGGCCACCUUGGAGUGGUGGAUCGACUCUUGGAGAAGGGGGCCGAUGUCAACGCAGAUCCAGCAGGUGAUUCCGGAAGAACCGCCCUACAAGCAGCAUCGCAAGGAGGCCACCUUGAAGUGGUGGAUCGACUCUUGGAGAAGGGGGCCGAUGUCAACGCAGCGCCAGCAUAUUGGUCCGGAAGAACCGCCCUACAAGCAGCAUCGGAAGGAGGCCACCUUGGAGUGGUGGAUCGACUCUUGGAGAAGGGGGCCGAUGUCAACGCAGAUCCAGCAGGUCAUUCCGGAAGAACCGCCCUCCAAGCAGCAUCGGAAGGAGGCCACCUUAGAGUUGGGGAACGGCUACGUGCAGCAGGCGCAACUGAAUAAGAUUAUGCAUGUUUCAGAUCGGUUUACGACCGGUUAGCGAGAUAGAGCGGGUGUUGGUAUUCAGGAUCAUCGUGUCCCGUCGAUGGAUGACGUACGACGAUACAUUUGUUUUUUUUUUGUACA
This is a messenger RNA of Tricharina praecox, 4330 nucleotides long. Its product is annotated as ankyrin repeat-containing domain protein. Lineage: Eukaryota; Fungi; Ascomycota; Pezizomycetes; Pezizales; Pyronemataceae. Bases 149 to 4207 code for a protein of 1352 amino acids. The record is from RefSeq and is a predicted model, not a curated record. Gene Ontology annotation, cellular component: membrane. The transcript has 6 exons. Gene Ontology annotation, biological process: metal ion transport; transmembrane transport. Gene Ontology annotation, molecular function: metal ion transmembrane transporter activity; protein binding.